Acanthosepion pharaonis is the source of this 1143-nucleotide messenger RNA. NCBI's taxonomy places the organism in Eukaryota, Metazoa, Mollusca, Cephalopoda, Sepiida, Sepiidae. The record is from the annotation of a GenBank genome assembly.
AUGGACAAACGUGCGGUUCUGGAAAGGCGACGGGCAAAAGCUGCUUAUGGAUGUGCGACAAGUAUUUUCUUUGUGCGUGUUUGUCUUCAUAUGGUUACGUAUAUGGUUGAUGUACUCACACCAAGGUCUUAUUUCUUUAUUCCUUUCUUUCUUUCUUUCUUAUAUAUUUCAGCUUUCUUCGUUUCAUUCUCAAACCUUUCAUCUUUCUUUCCCAUAACACAGAGUUCUUUCUUUCUUUCUUUCUUUCUUUCUUUCUUUCUUUCUUUCUUUCCUUGGUUUCUUUCUUUCUUUUUUUGUAUAUUCCAUCUUGCUUUAUUUCAUCAUGUAUUAAAUCUUUCUUUCUUUCUUUCUGAAACACUUUUUUUUCGUUUUGUUUGCUUGCUUCUUUCUUUCAGUCUCAUAUUUUCCAUCAUACUUUCUUUCUUAUUCUUCUUUUGCUUGUUUCUUUCCUUUUCUUUUUCUUUCGCUCGCUCGCUCGUUCUUUCUGGCAGCUUUUUUUUUAAAUUUCUUUCGUUUAUUUUUUCUUUCUCGUAUCUUUUUCCCAGGAUUUCUUUUUUCUUUCUUUCUUUCUUUCUUUCUUUCUUUCUUUCUUUCUUAUCUCCUACUCGUUUAAUUUCUUGUUUACUUUUGCUUUCUUUCUUUCAUUCUUUCUUUCUUUCUUUCUUUCUUUCUUUCUUAAUGUUUCCUACUCGUUUAAUUUCUUUGUUUUCUUUUUCUUUCUUUCUUUCUUUCUUUCUUUCUUUCUUUCUUUUCUUCUUUCUUUCUUUCGCUCGCUUGUUCUUUCUGACUUAUAUAUUUCGUUUGUUUUUCUUUCUCGUAUAUUUCUUUCCUUGUUUUUUUUUCUUUCUUUCUUUCUUUCUUUCUUUCUUUCUUUCUUUCUUUCUUUCUUUCAAGAUUCUUCCUUUUUCUCAUCUUUUGCUUGUUUCUUUUCUUUUUCUUUCGCUCGUUCGCCCUUUGGCAUCUUUUUUUAAUUUCUUUCGUUUAUUUUUUCUUUCUCGUAUUUUUCCCAUGAUUUCUUUCUUUCUUUCUUUCUUUCUUUUUUUCUUUAUAUCUCCUACUCGUUUAAUUUCUUGUUUUUUUUCUUUCUUUCUUUCUUUCUUUCUUUCUUUCUUUCUUUCUUUCUUUCUUUCUUUCGCUCGCUAG